Molecule: messenger RNA, 2115 nt
Organism: Rhizopus microsporus ATCC 52813
Lineage: Eukaryota; Fungi; Mucoromycota; Mucoromycetes; Mucorales; Rhizopodaceae
Product: metallopeptidase MepB
Exons: 18
Coding region: 41-2056 (671 amino acids)
Biological process (GO): peptide metabolic process; proteolysis
Cellular component (GO): mitochondrial intermembrane space
Molecular function (GO): metalloendopeptidase activity
Source: RefSeq, a predicted model, not a curated record
UUUUUUUUUCUUUUUUUCUUUUUCUUUUAUAAUUAUUAACAUGACCAAGAUUGCCCCUUCACCUGCCCUUGACUUUGGUAUUACUGCUGAACAAGUUGCUCAGAUUACAGACGAGAUCAUUGCAGCAGAAUUAGCUGUUAAUGACCAAGUUGCUGCUUUGAAACCAGAAGAACAAACGUAUGAAAACAUCGUUGUCCCUUUGGCUCGUAUUUCAAAUGAAUUAUCAGGCAAGGCACAGCUCGUCAGUUCACUUAGUCAAUUCUCUCCUGAUGCUGCCAUUCGUGAGGCUUCAGUUGAAGCAGAAACAAAAGUAGACCAAUUCUACAUUGAACAGAGUAUGCGUCAUGAUCUUUAUACUGUUGUUCAAAGCUUUAUUUCCAAGACGGAUUUGGAUCAACUUGACGCCGAAGAUGCUCGUAUGCUUCAAAAGAUGGAACAAAACUUCCGUCGUAACGGACUUCAUCUUGGUCAAGAACAACGUGAUGAAUUAAAGAAACUCCGUAAGAACUUGAGUGAACUCUGUAUUGAAUUCAACAAGAACUAUGCUCGUGAAAAUAGCACUAUCACGUUUACCAAAGAAGAAUUGGAAGGACUUGACGAUGACUUUUUAGGUGGUUUAAAGACAACUGAAGAAAAUGGAGUAACAAAAUAUGUUUUAACAAUGAAGUAUCCCGAUUAUCUUCCAGUAAUGAAACUAUGUAAAAAUGAAGAGACAAGAAAGCGAUACAACAUUGCUUACACUUGUCGUAACAAGGAAAACGUUCCUUUGAUGGAACAAGCUGUCAAGAUUCGUAGACAAGCUGCAAAGUUAUUAGGCUUUAAGAACCAUGCUGCUUUUGUCCUUGACGUCAAGAUGGCAAAGACUGUGGAAGCUGUUGAAUCAUUCUUGAAUGAUUUGGUCAGUAAAUUAAAAGAACCUGGUCAACAAGAGAUUGAACGUCUUAAGGGGCUUAAAAAGGUCGAGAAAGAAGCUCGUGGGGAACCGUUUGAUGGUGAACUCAACAGCUGGGAUACCAGUUACUAUGAGCGUAUUCUGCUUGAAACUGAUUAUGCUGUGGAUCAAGAACAGAUAAAGAAAUACUUUAGCUUAGAAAACACUAUUCAAAAAAUGUUGGAGAUUUACGAAAAGGUAUUGGGUCUCAAGUUUGUAAAGGUCCCUGCUGAAAAGGCAGUUGUCUGGCACCCUGAUGUUCAACUCUUUGAAUGCUGGGAUGCAGUUGAAGAUCAAAGCUUCUCUGGAUACAUGUAUCUUGACUUGUUCCCUCGUGACAACAAAUAUCCUCACGCUGCUUGCUUUCCACUCCAGCCUUCUUAUAUCGCAGCUAAUGGUGAACGUGUUGCACCUAUUGCUGCUAUGGUUGCCAACUUUACUAAGCCUACUGCCGAUAAGCCCUCAUUAUUAAAGCACGAUGAAGUUGUUACUUUAUUCCAUGAAUUGGGCCAUGUAAUGCAUCAUUUGUGUAGUCGAACAAAGUAUGCUAGGUUCCAUGGUACAUCCGUUGAAGGUGACUUUGUUGAAGCUCCUUCCCAGAUGUUGGAAAACUGGUGCUACGACCCCAAGUCUCUCAAACACAUUAGCGCUCACUUUGAAACAGGUGAGCCUAUCCCAGACGAAAUUAUUCAACGUAUUGUCAAGGCCAAGAACGUGGAUGCCGCCACACAGAACCUGCGUCAACUGUUCUUUGGUAUUUUUGAUAUGACACUUCAUACUUCUGAAGACGAAAACCUUGAUUCUACCAAGCUUUACAAUGACUUGCGCAAAAAGAUCUCAUUAAUUGAAGCACCCAAGGAUACAUAUGGCCAAGCUGCAUUUGGACAUCUCAUGGGUGGCUAUGAUUCUGGUUAUUACGGCUACCUUUGGUCAAAGGUAUUCUCUAGUGAUAUGUUUUAUAGCAAGUUUGAAAAGAAUACGCUUUCUCCUGAAGCUGGUUAUCAGUAUCGUAAAGAAAUUCUUGAAAAGGGAAGCAGCAGGGAUGGCAUGGACUCACUCAAGGCUUUCCUUGGACGUGAACCUUCUUCUGAUGCCUUUAUGAGAGAAGAAAUUGGUGUUCAUUAAAUAAAUCUUGCCUUUGUUAUCAGUGAAUAAAUUUGUUUAAUUGUAAUACAUGUCUGACA